This is a messenger RNA of Trichogramma pretiosum, 2811 nucleotides long. Its product is annotated as major facilitator superfamily domain-containing protein 1. Gene Ontology annotation, cellular component: lysosome. NCBI's taxonomy places the organism in Eukaryota, Metazoa, Arthropoda, Insecta, Hymenoptera, Trichogrammatidae. The record is from RefSeq and is a predicted model, not a curated record. Gene Ontology annotation, molecular function: transmembrane transporter activity. The coding region runs from base 259 to 1815 and encodes 518 amino acids. Gene Ontology annotation, biological process: transmembrane transport. The transcript is spliced from 7 exons.
UGUACAGCUGCCUAGUAUUUUGUGCACCACAAAACCGAACAACACAAACUAACUCAAUGUAAGCUAUGUAUAUGUGUGUGCUUAUAAAUAAGCCAACGAACGGAGUGACUAUUGUUUUCGAUCGGACGUCGUCGACUCAUUAGGUUGUCAAGUUGUAAAUAUGCGUCAAAUUUUGACGUUUCAUCAGUGAAACAGAUGUUCUAAGCUUUCGAGUGCGUGACUCCUAAAGAAAAAUUAUUCUCUAAGCUGCAGGGCUUAAUGGAAGGUGGCGUAAUGGAUAGUCCUGACAGCACAACUAGUAGGUCGGAGGAUGAUGUGGCACUUCAGGGCUGCUUUAGUCCUCGGAGGCCAAUGUUUAGAUUCAUGGGACUGGCUCUUAUGUGUUUAUUAGGCUUUGGUUCCUACUUUUGCUAUGACAACCCUGGAGCACUUCAGAAUAAUUUCAAGUCUGAUUUGGAUAUGUCAACUAAAAAAUUUGUUUUGUUGUAUUCAAUCUAUUCAUGGCCUAAUGUUAUACUUUGUUUUAUUGGAGGAUUUUUAAUUGAUGCAGUUUUUGGUAUAAGAUGGGGAACAAUCAUUUAUAUGUCAUUGACAAUGAUUGGUCAGCUCAUGUUUGCUCUUGGAGCAUUUGUGGAUACAUUUUGGCUAAUGAUGCUGGGGAGAUUUGUGUUCGGAAUUGGAGCCGAAUCAUUAGCAGUUGCACAAAAUAGCUACGCAGUAUUGUGGUUCAAAGGCAAAGAAUUAAAUUUAGUAUUUGGCUUACAAUUGAGCUUUGCAAGGGUUGGCUCAACUGUGAAUUUUGUAGUUAUGGAUGAUAUCUAUAACUAUGUAUCUAAAACCCUGCAAUACUCAGGUCCUAAAUGCAUUGGAGCAGUUUUAUUUAUUGCUGCUUUAACUUGUGUGCUUUCUAUGGUUUGUGCACUACUAUUAGGUUUAAUGGAUAGUCAUGCUGAAAAAGUCUUAAGACGUAACGAAGGUGCUCCUCCAGAAAUAGCUAGAAUUACCGAUGUAAAGGAUUUCAAAGGAGUUUUUUGGCUUGUUGCUUGGAUUUGUGUAGCUUAUUAUAUAGCUAUAUUUCCCUUCAUUUCAUUAGGAAAAGUUUAUUUCAUAAGGAAAUAUGGAUUUGAACCUGCAGCAGCAAAUACGGUGAAUUCACUGGUUUAUUUUAUAUCUGCUGUUGCAUCCCCAAUUUUUGGUAUCGUAGUAGAUAAAAUGGGCAAAAACAUUUUUUGGGUGGUUUUAAGUAUAACUGGCUCUUUAAUAGCACAUGGACUGCUAGCAUUUACAUAUGUAAGCCCAUAUGUAUGCAUGGUGAUAUUAGGUCUUUCUUAUUCUAUGCUUGCUAGUGGUUUGUGGCCUUUAAUAACAUUAAUUAUACCUGAUCAUCAACUUGGUACUGCCUAUGGAAUUGCACAAGCAUUACAAAACUUAGGUUUGGCUGUUACUUCAAUAGUUUGUGGAAUAAUUGUUGAUAAUCAUGGCUACUUCAUGCUUGAAUUAUUUUUCCUAGGAUGGCUAUGGAUAUCGCUUAUUACCGCUAUAGUCAUUUGGAUCACUGAUUCAAAUAAUACAGGUGGUUACCUCAAUAUGACACCGAAACAACGUGAACAUUCUGACAAGAAUCCACUCGCACCAAUUAAUACAGAACGUGAACAGCUGUUAUCUGGUAACGCAGGUGGUGGUUCAACAUCAGAUUUAUCAGGGGAUGAUUUACUUCAGCCUCAAUCAGAUGAUCGUAUGCGAAAUCGAUAUUUAACGAAAGUUGGAGCUAAUGCCGGUAGCGGUGAUUUGACUGAUGAUGAAGGCGACACGUGACCUCUCUUUCACAUGCCAGUUAGACGUUAAAUGUGUGUGAACUUUAGUUCUUAAAGAUUCUUCAUAAGUACUGACAUGUCCAGGUACAAACAGGAUGUUGAAUGUUUUUUCUGUGUACCUGAUUACUCUACUUUUCUUGCAUUUACGAAAAAAAGAUGAGGCUUUAAUAAUUAUCAAAUGUUAUUCUGAUAUCUUUAUAUGAAUGAAGAUUAUAAUGUGCUUUAAAUGAGAGAGAAUAAUUGUGAUAGAAAUAUGCACAAUCUUGGUUCACUUAGGGUGCUUAUUUAUAAGUACAUGUGGUAUUGAGAAAAGGAGAAAGAGGGACAGCCUGUAUAUCACUGUGUCUUCCUGCAUUUGCACAGAAUGUAUGUGUAUCUGUGAUGUCUUUAUCUUUGUUAUACAUAUAAAAUAUAAAUGUAUGUAUGCAGUUUUCUGUUUAAAAAAAGAGUUUGUAUUGUAGAAAUGGUGCUUUCAAUUCAAAGCAUUUAACGAUAAAGACAAACAUAUUGAUCUUGGUCCAGAAAUGAUUAUUUAUAAUAUAUUUGAAGGUUCAUUUUACAUGCAUCUUCAAUGAUUUAUGUAUAAACUAUACAUAUUUAUAUCAUAUUAUUGAAAAGAAGAAAAAGAAAGAGAAAUGAAAUGGGAAAGAAUGUAAGAAGUAGUACAUAUCUGUAUUAAUACGUUAAAGAUCUGCUAUAUUAAGUAUCGACAGCAUUUAAUUGUAUUAUAUUUAUAUAUUUGAAAAAAAAAUAUUAACUUAUUUAAGUGUGAACAAUUUAUUAAUAUGUAUAAACAAAAAUUGUAAAAUUUAAUUGUGCUUUCAUGAAUAAUGUUGUAAACUAUACACAAAAAAUUGUAACAGAAUACAAACUAUGCAUAAUAACAAAGGAGACAUAAUAUAUAAUAUAAAAUUAUCAAAAGAUUUAUCUAAAUAUAAUGUACGUUGAAUGAUAUAUAAAUAUUAAUAAAUGUUGUCAAAUAUUCGUACACGCAAAA